This is a messenger RNA of Hemicordylus capensis (graceful crag lizard), 7884 nucleotides long. It is a transcript of the gene PDYN, whose product is annotated as prodynorphin. Gene Ontology annotation, cellular component: dendrite; axon terminus; plasma membrane. The transcript is spliced from 3 exons. Bases 363 to 1163 code for a protein of 266 amino acids. Gene Ontology annotation, biological process: sensory perception; neuropeptide signaling pathway; chemical synaptic transmission. The record is from RefSeq and is a predicted model, not a curated record. Lineage: Eukaryota; Metazoa; Chordata; Lepidosauria; Squamata; Cordylidae. Gene Ontology annotation, molecular function: opioid receptor binding.
GCAUCUCAUUAUUCCGAGCUUCCGUCUCCCCCUAUUGGCUCUGGAGAGCUUAUGCUGAGCUGGGGCUUGGUGACAGGAGGAGGCAGCCUGUCCAUAAAAAGAGGGGCAAAAGAGGAGUCCGUUCCAAAGGGGAAGGACCCGAGCUUGGUGCCAGCUGUGACUGCCUCCUGGGUGCCAAAGUGAGGGGACUGCGCAAGAGAGAGGAUCCAGUGGCAAAACAGCAGGCAGCGGAGAGGACCCACCAGAGAGGCUUGCAACUUUCCCAGACUCUGCAAAGAAGCCACCUGCGGCCAGCGCUGUGAAGGGUCAGGGAUUCUCUUGGAGUUGGGGAGGUCUCUGCCUGCAGGUGCCUGUGAGGGAAAAUGGAGUGGCAACUUCUGGGACUGGCCCUUUGCCUGGGUUUGGCUUCCACGGCCGCAGCGGACUGUGCCACCCAGUGCUCGAAGUGUGCUCUUCAUGAACAGGACCUGGAGAAGUUCAUCAACCCCUUAAUUUGCUCUCUGGAGUGCCAGGGGUCCUUGCUGUCCAGUGCGGAGUGGGAGAAGUGCAAGCAGGCGUUGACUGUCUUCACCCCCUUUCUGAUGGAGGGGGAGGCCAAGAGGCUGUCCCAGGUGGAUGAGGAGGAGAAGGCGGAAGAGGAGGGGGAGCUCAGCCCCUGGGAGCUGUACAGUGCGCUGGUCAAACGUUAUGGUGGGUUCAUGAAGAAUCAGGACAAGAAUAAGAUCUUUGCUCUGCUCCGUGAAAACACCCAUGCCAGGGGCGACAUCAGCAAGAAGUAUGGCGGGUUCUUCCGCAAGAUUGGGGAAAGGGCAGCUUCCGAGAUGGGGGCAGAGGAAGACGACCCAGCAGUGCUGGAGACUGGGGAUUUGGGCUACAAUGGGGCAGACUCAGACACGGGGUCUCCCAAGGAUGAGAUGAAGCGUUAUGGGGGCUUCCUCAGAAAAUAUCCCAAGAGAGGUUCAGAAGUGGCAGCUGUUGAAGAUGACGGGCAAGAGCUGGAAGGCCUGCACAAGCGGUAUGGAGGCUUCAUGCGCAGAAUCCGCCCCAAGCUCAAGUGGGACAAUCAGAAGCGCUAUGGUGGGUUCCUACGGCGCCAGUUCAAGGUGACCACCAGGUCAGAGGAGGAGCCCAGCGCCUAUUCAGGUGAGGUCUCUGACCUAUAGAGACCGCAGGCUGCGGAAACCAAGCUCUUCUCAGUCAAAAUACUUCCAAGUAUGAACUGUAUGGAUCGCCUCACUCCCAUCUUCUAAUCCCAGUGCUCAGCCCAGCUGUGCAAAUACUGCCUGCAAAUCUCUUAAUGGGGGGGAACUGACUGACAGAAUGGGGGCACCACCUGGCUACGGAUGUCAGGCAUUUCAGGUUCUGGAUCUGAGAUGUACUCCUCUGGAACGGUCUGCUAGAACAGGGAUCCCAAACCUUGGAUCCCUGGAUAUUGUUGGGCGACAACCCCCAUAAUCCCCAGGCAUAAUGGUUGAAGGCUAUUGUGACUGGGGAUUAUGGGAGUUGUAGUUCAACAACCUCUGGAGAUUCAAGGUUGGGACACCCUUUUCUAGCAGACGGAAUAAGACUUCAGAGACUGCAGCCAGACUGUAGCCUUUUUGAGAGUGUUGAAAGGGGUAUGAUGGAAGCAUACGAUCUGUAGACUUUGCCCAUUUCUGGGUGUCUUCACACAUUACAUUUUCUAGAUGUACACCUAAGAUGUCUUUGAAUCAUAGAAUGUUAGGGAUGGAAGGGACCUUGGAGGUUCAACCCCCAGCUCAGGGUAGGAAGCUGCUACUUUAAAAUGUUACACUUGAAUAUGAAAAAAAAAGGUGUUUCAGAACAUACCGAUUGCCCAGGACACUCCUCCAAGAGCCAAGACUGCCCACUGCUGUCCCACGCUGUUGAGUGUGACGUUAGUGGCAAACCACAAUUCCUGGUUGUGGAAUGUGUGAAAUAGCCCUCUGUUUGCUUCAGAAGUCUGCAAAGCCUGCUUGAUCUGAGAGAACAGUGGGAGAAUGUCUGUAUGAUGCCACCUUCAGCUCUCUUGAAAAAUGCUGAAGCCUCAGUGAGCUGAAAGUAGUAGGAGCAUCAGUUCUGGUUCUGGUCAAGCAGGUUUUUCAAACGCUAUCAGAAACCUGCACGCCCUGUUUAAUGGAAGCAAUAGAAAGAUGAGUGCCCGAUCAGGGUCAUGAUUCUUCCAUCUUCUGUCACCUAAAGAAAUUAUCAUAUACAUGUCUAGCCUGAUUCAGAAUCAGACCUGCCUGCUAUUCCAAACUCAUCAGGGAUUUGCCUUGGAAAUGCCAGCCUGGCUUGUUGUGGAGCUGUGUGUGCCUCCAUCCAUAUGCUACUGGGGAAAUGCAGAUCCUGUGCUUGGUAGCAGAUUGCCACUAGUCUAAACCAGGAGCAAACCAAUCUGAAAGGGCAAGUUGUCCCAAAGCGAGUGGCAAUUUGCUACAGCAGGUGGCCUUAACCUUAGGUCCCCAGAUACAGCUGGACUGCAGUUCCCAUCAUUCCCAACCUUCAAUCAUCGUGGCAGGGGAUAAUGGGAGUUGUAGUCCCACAACAUCUGAGGACCCAAGACUGGGAACCUUUGGAUUAGACACUCCAUGGAGGAUAGCUCUGUCAAGGCUGCUACCCAUGACAGCCAGAUGCCAGUGAAUGCCAGCUGCAGAGCUGCCAUGGAAGGAGGCUAUUGCCAUGAAGACCGGCAUCUGGCUUCCCUUGGGGCAUCUGGCUUCGGUACUGAGGCAGCCUGGCUCCUUUGAGAGCUGCUUCUGCCUCUGAAUACUAGCUGCAGAGGAGCAGCAGGAGGAGAGAGAGGGCAUGCCUUCAUCUCCUUCUUGUGGGCUGUGGGAGGCAUCUGGUGGGCCACGGUGGGGAAAAGGAGGCUGGACCAGCUAAGCCUUUGGUCUUCUUAUGAUCUUCUUAUGAAGGUUCUUAGCUGCAUGGACUGUUUCUGUGUGGAUCUUCCUCUCUGCUCAGGGUUUUAAGGUUCAUCGCUCCCACAGUUCCACGAGGAAGCCAACUCCCGAAUCGUUACCAUUCUAGCAGCCAACCCCUCCCCCUCCCCCCCUCAUUUCCAGCCUAGGGCAGUGGUAGACUCCCUGGCACAAAGGCCACAAGCCCUGUCAUUAGCCCGCACAUUGAAGUGCAUUUCUCAUAGGACGCAACAUCCUAUUCAAGCCACCUUUCCCAGCUCCCAUUGUUAUAGCCACCUAUUUGGCGUCUCUCCGAGUUAAUGCUAUUUGUUCUCGACACACCCCUCAUAAUGGGGUGUCUCCCCAGGAGAGCGUCACACACAGCUUGCUUUUAUUCCAGCUAAAUUGUAGCUCUGACCCUUUGCAGCAAGGGAAACAAGGCACAUUAACUAAGCCGUGCAAUAAUAACCCUCUUACCCGGUUGCUGAAGUAAUCUGGAGGUAACCUGCAAUUUGUCAGCAGCCGUUGGGACUUUACUAGCCCCCUGUAAAGGCUGCAGGUGCAGUCUCUCUACAUGUGUGAGGCAUGCAUAUGUUUCCUGUGCUGCCUGCAGGCUGGCCAUUCAUCAGGUAGAGCUGCGCAGCUCUACCUGAUUAAUGGCCAGCCUGCAGGCAGCAGGGCUCUCGGGCAGGGUGGGAGAGAGAAGCAACCCCAGCUGCUGCCAAGAAUUAGAGGCAGCUGCACCUCCUUUGGCACCCCUUGGCUUAUUAGCGCCCCCUGGUGCCCCCCCUGAUGAGCUGCUACCAUUUGAAGGGCUCUUUAAUUACCCUCUAUUAGAUAGGAUAUACUUACAGUUCCAAUAAAUGUUGCACUACACAGAGCUGAGAAGACGCUGCCUUUGGAUGCAGCCUCAUAAAGAAUGUUGUGUAAUUUGUAAGUUACUACAUACUUACUUGCACCACCAAAACGUUGGCCCGAUGAAAACAAGCUCCCAUAUUGAGUUGAUGCACACACAAUUAUAGUGGCACAAAAAUGGUUCUCCUCCCACGUCCAGUACUAUCUUGAAAUAUUAUUGAGCAGCAGCUUCAGCCAUGACAUUUUUCUGCAUCUAGGCUGGAGACGUUUUAAGUGUACAUUUGAAAAUGGAAGUGUGAACAAUUAGUGGGCAAACGUCUGCUUGCCAUCACGUGUUGUAUGUUAUAUGGAGACAUUCCACAGGCAACCAGGACUGGGUGUGGCUCCCUCCAAAGAAGGCUGUCCUUAGAGAGCCCUGGUGGGGGUGGAGGGCCUGGGGUAAAUCAGCUAGCGUGGGUCUCCCUUCCCAUUAAUUUUAAUAGGGGUUAAAUGAGUGGGGGGCCUUCCCUAAGGAGAGCCCUGCCUCCAAAUGCAUCUGUAGUGACUAAUUUGAGAUUGUCACUGUGGAUUGUGCAAAAAGAUCCCCAAAGCCCCCUGUUUUCCUGCACUGGGGGAAUUCUAAGAAGAAAGACACCAGCCGUUCUUCUGAGCGGGCAGGUAGAGUUCACCCUUGUUUGGUGCAUGUAAGAGCAGAAUUGGAAUCGACCCUUCACUGUAUGAGGGUUUUUGGAGAAAUGGGGACUUAUUGCAGACCAAAGGCUUUGAGAUCCUCUCUCUCUCUCUCUCUCUCUCUCUCUCUCUCUCUCUCUCUCUCUCUCUCUCUCUCUCUCAUAUUAGAAUCUGGGACCCAAGAAAUUGAUUAGCAGAAAUUGAUCAUUCAGGGCAAACUGAAGGAAGGGUUUCACGCAAUACAUAGUUAAUUUGUGGAAUUCAUUGCCAUAAGAUGUGACGGCCGUUGGCUUAGAGGUAUUUCAGAGGGGGGUUAAACAAAUUCAUAGAGAAGCAUCUCUCUGUCAUUGGGUAUAAGUCAUGAUGGCUAACUAGUACUUACAUGUUCUAACUGCACUUUUAUGUACAGAGGCAGUGUCUCUCUGAAUACCAGAUGCCAGGGGGCAAUUGGAGGAGAAGGCAUUGACUUUUGAGCCCUGCUUGUGGGUUUCUCAGAUAUAUUCAGUGUGGAAAGCGGGAUGCUGGACUAACGGGGGGGGGGGGCUGGAAUUACUCUACGUCACACAUUCUAAGUCAAUGCAAUUGUUGAUGAGGACUGAGGCCCAGUUCAUACAUGCAUUGAAUCAGUUCUUAUUGUUUUGAUCAUUUGCAUGUGGGAAUGGGCAUCACACAUUCAUUUCCACAGAUAUAAUUUGAUAGAAUGUGCCGAAAGAAUGAUCGGAAGAAGACUCUUACUUUAUUAAAAUUAACUGGUCUUAGCCUGGUGAACCACCCAGCCUACCAGUACCUGUCCUAACCAAAAUGCUCACCAAGUUCAACAUUCAGCUGAAUUGAGUUUUUGACUUUGAAAUUUGAUUUUACCCACAACUGAAAAACCAAAUGGUUACGUCUGGCUGGUAAUUUCUAAGCCAGUUCCACGAUACCCACUGCCUUUCAAAUCAAUAUAAUAUAGAAUUGAGAAUGCAAAACUCAGGUGAAUAGACAUUUUAAUGUUGCAAGCACAUUCAAAGUUUUAGGAGAAUGUGCUAGAACUUUAAACUUUUCAGACCCAGGACUCACCUUUUACCACAGCCUGAGACUCAGAAACCCAGUUUUAAUCUUUUAACGUCCAUCUCUCACUUUCCCUUUUGAAAGGGAUACCUACACCGCAGAUGUAUUAGAGCCCUACACAUAUUAUGUCCAUGUACAGUAGAACACUUCCGAUCUAUACCCUGCCUUUGUGGGGGAUCGUACCCAGGUUCACUUUUAAAACGAGCACAAAUACAGGCAGCCAUUCCCAUACAAACAUGUCCCUGUGUACAGACCCCCCAGACGCAUAUAGAAUGUAAUGUCUGUAUAGGAAUUAGCUUUGCUGUCGUUCCUUCUUCCCAAGGAUCCUUGGGAAUUGUGGCUGGUGUGUGUGUCUGUGUGGCAUGGCAAUGUCUAGAGAGCGCUAGCAGAAUUCUUCACAUGUGUGCUAAAUUAACAUCUCCAGGAUAUUUUGGAUGUUGGUGUGCGAGUCAUGCCUGCAAGGCUAGUAGAGAACCAGAAGACACAUGCAGUGUAAACCUGCAGUCAUUCUCUCUCUCUCUCUCUCUCUCUCUCUCUCUCUCUCUCCCCCUCCUUUUGUCUUUCUCCUUCUCUUUCCUUUUGUCUUUCUCCUUCUCUCUCCUUUUGUCUUUCUCCUUCUCUCUCCUUUUUCCUUUUAAAGUGAACAUUCUCCACCACUGGCACAAUGGACCUCAAAUCAAGCCUUAAACCACCUACUGAAAACAAGUUAGAGCAGCUCCUCUUUCUCCCAGUCAGCUUCAACUGUAAUAUCCCUUCAGAAGAUUAACUAGCAGCAUCUCCAGCCUGAGAUUUUGGCCUUGGGAAACCCAGCUGGAACGGAGCUCCAUCCCUGCCCCAUGUCCACCACCAUUUGCUGGACAGCUGCCGGUCAAUGCAUCGUCCCAGCUGGUGUGCCUUCCCCGCAGUGCUCCCUUUCUCCAGUUGAUUGCUCAUGAUUCAAUGGAUUCCAAGAUGCCCAGAGCCACUGGACAAACAGCUGAUGGCCAUGGAUCUCCCAGUCCCUAAAGACCCAGUAUUACAGUUCCUAUCUAUAUAUCUUCUGUGCUUCCUUUUCGGGUAUUAGGUGUGUGGUCUGAUGCAAGUCAGUCUGUGUUUCCUUCAUUUCUAGCUGUUGCCGAGGUCACAGGUUCCCAGCCUUAGGGGUUCCCAGAUGUUGUUGGACAACAACUCCCAUCAUUCCAUUAUUAUUCUUGAGCCAUUGUGGCUGGGGAUGAUGGGAUUCGUAGUCCAACUUCUGGAGGCCCAUGGCUGGGAACUCUUGACCUAGAUGCUUUAGGUAGCCCUCAGCUGUUCUACUGAAACUCUCCCCUCUACCUUGGAUCAGGACCAAGAGCAACUAAGGCGGGGAAAGCCCCAGAUCUGGCUACUUCCAUAAACAGUUUAAAAAUAUAGAAUCACUCCCACAAACCGACCUCCCUUCUGUAUAGGUUGCACCCAAUCCAUUUAUUAUCAUGAAAAUUAUAUACUGUAUUUUCACAAAUGUAACCUGCAUGUGAGUAGAAUCCACAGCUGACCGUUGGAGAUGUUUUAAAAAACCUUGUAAUUCCUGCACCCUUGUCUUGCCCUCCCGCUUUGCAUUUGCUUUGGAUUAUCUGCUCUUCCUGAAUGAGUACAGAUAGCAACUGAUCAUGGGUUAUGUUAAAAAAACCCCACACAAACCCAUGUAUUCCCUGCAAAGGUCUGUCUUUAACCUACAUGAAUCAGUCCCGUUGGCUGUUUGUGUCUUAUGAGAGAGCGAGCGAGUGAGCGAGCGAGAGAGAGAGAACUGAACACAGGCCAUGUAGCAUAAAUGAAACUCCGCACAAGUUCAGCAAAAUUUCAGGAUUUGCAUUUUGAAUGGCAAAUUAUUUUUCAAACAUCCCUUUUGACAUUCAGCCUUGAAGGAUGCCUAAAAAAGAAGAAGAAGAAGAAGAAGAAGCCCUAAAUCCUAAUUCUUGUUUGUCACUUUUAAGACAACACCAUUCACUUGCUAAAUGCAAGACUUUCACACACACACACACACACACACACACACACACACACACACACACACGGAAAACCCUGCUUGUCACCAUCAGCACCAAUCACUGGGAAUGCUGCAAGGAAAUUUGUCACUGGGAGAAAAUAAACCCCAAAUGUUUCCAAGUGAGUCCUGGGCUGGGCCAGUCUGGACAGUCAGACUUUCACGUGCUGCUGUGUGUGAUGAUGGGAUGUCGGCCGAUGCACCGCUUGGCUCAGCACUGCCCUCCCCAUCUCUCUCCGAGUCCCUCGUGUCGUUCUUUUGUGUACUGGUAGUUUGGGACUUUGUCUGGGCAGUUUUGCCCAAGAUUUCAAGGACCAAUAAAGUAUCGGGCGUGCCCAGCACCAACCAGGUUGGUUUCACCCCUUGACUCUCCUCUCUGUGAAAAAUAAAAAGAAACAUGUCAAUGAG